AUGGGGUGGGAACCCAGUAUCAACGCCGACUCUAAACCGCAGCCUUCAUAUACCCCGGCGAGCAUAUGGUGGGCAUGCUGGGCAGGUACCUGGACUGCCGUUGUGGCGUCUGGCAUGGCCUAUCUCAUUGCCCAUCGGAAAACACCGACCCUCCGCAUCCGAGGGAUUGGUUUGUCGCUGUCUUCUGUCGCACUCCUUCAUGUUUACUGGACGGUCGUCCAAUUCGGAAUGAUGAUCGGUGUCAUUAUGCCUGAAGACGCCGAGUACUGGAUCAUGGGCACCUAUUUGCCUUGCGGUAUCGCCCUGUUUCACGCUUCGAACAGCCGGUUUCUGCACGUCGCGAAGCGGCAACAGAAAUAUGCUGAUCGUAGUAGCCGAGUCCUCGACUCUCCUGCGGACUCAGAGCGAGAAGUUGGCGUGGUCAGCCGCUUCUGUCGCCUCCAAUAUACCACCAGGGCCCUCGUCCUCACUUCCGUUGCAAUACUCGUUCAGCUGUUCCUCACCGUCUUGAUGUGGAUACUCUCCCGCAAGCAACACCACCCCGGCAAUGGACUUGUCACUGAAGUUCACGGUGCCAAAAUACAGCAGAAGUCAGGCAUUGGUCUGUGCUGGAAGUGGUGGCCCAGUGUGUUAGGGCAGUUCUUUUGGUCCUGGGUCGUUGCUCCGAUCAUUCUCUGGAAAUCCCGCAAUAUUCACGACACCCAGGGUUGGCGGAUUCAGACUAUUGGCUGCGCAGUUGCCAGCCUUCCCGCGACGCCGAUGUGGCUCAUCGCCAUCUACGUUCCCGCCAUGGAGUCCAUUAACCGGUACUGGCUGCCUCCACAGUGGAUUUGUCUUUCCAUUUGGUUCCUGGAAGUAUUCACCAUCCUUCUUCCCUGCACGGUGGUAAUGCGCCAGCGCUCUCUCCGUGAAGGAAUGUCCGACUCAUUCACACAGUGGGAGCCAGAAAACGAGACCUCUGGCGCUGAAGGCAACUCUCUUAGUUCUGCGUCUACUUUGGUGCAGUCCGUGACGUCAGGCUGGAAAUCCCCCAAUGCCUUUACGGAAUCCAACCCCAACUCGCUGAACAGCAUGCUGAGCAUGAGUGCUCUUGAGCACCUCCUGAAGCACAAUCCGGUCCCGCUUCAGACUUUCUGUUCUCUCCACGAUUUUUCUGGUGAGAACGUUGCGUUUCUUACGAGUGUCGCCAGGUGGAAAACCUCGCUGCCCCCGGCGUGCUGGGAUCACACUACUUUGACGGACGACAAUGUCCAGCAUUUGGUACAAGAACAAUUUUACAGGGCCUUGUGCAUCUAUGUAAAAUUUGUUAGUGUCCGCCAUGCUGAGUUCCCCGUGAAUAUCUCUUCGCAAGAUCUCAAGGCUCUCGGACAUAUUUUCGAUGCUCCCGCUCAGGCCCUGUAUGGGAGCGGGCGUAGGGUUGAUCCCGCCAUACCAUUCACUAUUUCGGAUUCUGAUCCCGAACCUCCGGUGUCCCCGGAAGGCUGUGAGAUGGCCAUCCUAAGGACCGCGUCCUCCGUCAAUGGCCGCUCGCAGUACUGGAGUGGGAUUCCGGAGACGUUCAGUGCCAGGGUCUUUGACCGCGCGGAGGAGAGUAUCAAGUACCUCAUCUUCACCAACACGUGGCCUAAGUUUGUCCGCAGCGGUGGGAUAUUCGCACGCUCGUCGGCUGCGGAGUAG
Messenger RNA from Aspergillus pseudoviridinutans, 1677 nucleotides. RefSeq lists its product as uncharacterized. NCBI's taxonomy places the organism in Eukaryota, Fungi, Ascomycota, Eurotiomycetes, Eurotiales, Aspergillaceae. The transcript has 5 exons. The record is from RefSeq and is a predicted model, not a curated record. The coding region runs from base 1 to 1677 and encodes 558 amino acids.